This is a messenger RNA of Aspergillus tubingensis, 633 nucleotides long. Its product is annotated as superoxide dismutase. Bases 1 to 633 code for a protein of 210 amino acids. Gene Ontology annotation, biological process: superoxide metabolic process. Gene Ontology annotation, cellular component: mitochondrion. Gene Ontology annotation, molecular function: superoxide dismutase activity; metal ion binding. NCBI's taxonomy places the organism in Eukaryota, Fungi, Ascomycota, Eurotiomycetes, Eurotiales, Aspergillaceae. The transcript has 3 exons. The record is from RefSeq and is a predicted model, not a curated record.
AUGACUUCCAAAUACACCCUCCCCGACCUCCCCUACGACUACGAUGCCCUCGAACCCAUCAUCUCCAAACAAAUCAUGGAACUCCACCACAAAAAGCACCACCAAACCUACGUGAACAACCUCAACGCCGCCCUCGCCUCUCAAGCCUCCGCUCUCGACAGCAACGACAUCACCCAGCUCAUCAGCAUCCAGCAGAAGCUCAAGUUCAACGGCGGCGGCCACAUCAACCACUCGCUGUUCUGGAAGAACUUGGCUCGCUACGACUCCCCAGCCACUAAGCUGGAGCAAUCCGCCCCGACCCUCAAAGACGCUAUUGAGAAGCAGUGGGGAUCAGUCAAGAACUUCACAGAUGCGUUUGAGGCGGUACUGUUGGGAAUCCAGGGCAGUGGAUGGGGCUGGCUGGUGAGUUCGGGGAAGAAGGGAUUCCUCGAGAUUGUCACGACGAAGGAUCAGGAUCCAGUGACGGGGCCGAUUCCGGUGUUUGGGGUGGAUAUGUGGGAGCAUGCUUAUUAUUUGCAGUACCUGAACAAUAAGGCUUCCUAUGUGCAGAACAUCUGGAAGGUGAUUAACUGGGAAGAAGCAGAGCAUCGGUAUCUGAAUGGUACGGACGAAUUGGGCUCGUUGAAGUUGUAG